AUGUCAUCAUCAGCAGACCAAUCACCCAUGGAUGAAUCAUCAACAACACCCACCAACGAGGAGGAAUAUUUCGACGAGCAACCUCCAGUGGAAGAGAAGAAACCAAAAUCAAAGCCAAAGCCUUUAAAGAACAAGUGGAGAUUUUGGCACGAGAAAGUAACAACAGGAGAUGCUUGGAAGAGUCUAGAACACUUGAGUGAGUUGUGUGAAUUCGGGACCAUUCAAGAGUUUUGGAGCUGUUUUAAUAAUUUGCCAGAUCUUUCUCAUCUCAAGGUGAAAGAAUCAUUCCACUUGAUGAAGAAUUUGAAUGAAUCAACGGACGUAACAACCAAAGUCCAACAUUUAAAGAUUGCACCAGCUUGGGAGGACCCAUAUAAUGUGAAUGGUGGAGAAUGGGUGUUCCGUAUCUCGAAAGAUGUUUCUGAUGUUGUGUGGAGAGAGUUGGUGCUAGCUGUUAUUGGAGAACAAUAUCAUUCUGUUUUGCAACCUGGUGAUGAAAUUUGUGGAUUGAGCGUUUCUCAGAGACCUACCGACAAUGUGUUUAAGAUUUGGAACAAAAUUGUAGGAACUGAAGAAGACCAGAAGAAAAUUUAUACCAGGACCAUUGAAGUUUUGAGUGAGCAAAUUAAGAAUAUUGCUGACAGUAUACAGACACCAUACUACAAGAAGCAUAAAGAAUAA
Molecule: messenger RNA, 681 nt
Organism: Naegleria lovaniensis
Lineage: Eukaryota; Heterolobosea; Eutetramitea; Acrasida; Naegleriidae
Exons: 1
Coding region: 1-681 (226 amino acids)
Biological process (GO): translational initiation
Cellular component (GO): eukaryotic translation initiation factor 4F complex
Molecular function (GO): RNA 7-methylguanosine cap binding; translation initiation factor activity
Source: RefSeq, a predicted model, not a curated record